AUAGAGCGAUCCAUUUUCUUCACAAGGGUUCGCUCAUAAAACCAAGAGAAAAAUCGAGCUGUAGAAAGUUUAGAAUGUGCUUUCGGGAGAAAUCGUCCCCGUGAAGCAUUAAACAAAGGAAGCGCACGUGUAACACCUAACCCUAAAACGCGCACCGAAGUCUGAUUUCAAUUCAGUCUCAUUGGUAAAUACGCAUUACGUCGUACUAUUUCUGCUCAGUAUUUUAAAAAUUGAUCUCUAAUAGCUCACAGGAGUGCGUGAAGAAAUCGGGCGCAUGAUCUGCAAUACGAGAAAACAUGAUCAGACAGGGAUGGACGACGACUGAAGUCAGAACUGAGAAGGUUUGUUGACACUUCAUCUCAAUUUGAGAUUUGAGAGUAAACAAUGACUCAUACUCCAACCAACAUGAAAAUUCGCAGACUCUACCUAGUGUACGUGGCCAAGUUCAAGUCACUCAAUAAAGAGCGCAUCUGUCUGACAAAAUUUAAUCUCUGCGGCAUCGAAGCUCCUCGCAAGAAAACCUCCUGACCUAGAGAGUCUAGAGAUAUCUGCUGCUGGAAAACACAAGUUUGCAAAUUUCUUUAAAAGGCAUUCCUCUCCGUAAUGUUUCGAUACCUCUCACUGUUCCUCCUCCAGUUUAUUCUACUUCUGGGCGAUGGACUCGGUAAAUCUGCGGUGAAUACGCGGAUGAAACGUGGCUUAUCUUCCCACCACCAUCACUCGUCGAAGUUAUCAAUAAAAGACCUUGCUCUUGAGUUGGCAAAGAAACACUUACUCAAGAUGAUCCUUGAUGAACAACAUGACUUAGAUAAAGCAAAAGAGAAUGUUUACAUCCUGGAAAGAGACAGGUGCACAAACAUCAAAUCUGUUGGAAAACCUAUCACUCACAACACUCGGUCUUAUACACAAGGAGCUUGGAUGAAAGACCCACUAGGAAUCAUGGGUGCUGAGACCAUAUUUACCAUGGAAAAUUAUUACGCAAAUGUUAUCCAAGCGUUUGAAAACAUGGAAAAGUUCAAGGCUGGUGUGGUUCACAAGACUUAUUCUCUGCCUUAUUACUUUGAUGGAACUGGAGCAGUAGUGUACGGACCAUACCUCUACUACAACAGAGCCAACUCAGCUUAUAUCAUCAAGUAUAAUCUUCUCACAGAGCGUGUGGAGGCUCAAAUUAGAUUAGGCGGCUUUUCAGCGCGAAGGAACUACUAUUGAUGGGGUGGAUAUAGUGGAAUGGACUUAGCAGUUGACGAGCAAGGACUGUGGGUUCUUUGGGGAAGUACUGGAAACAGUUAUCGUUUGUACGCAUCAAAAAUAGAUGUGCGUAAAAAUGCAGUCACCCACACAUGGAGCUUGAGUACAGAGAGGAUGUCCUAUAUGGGAAAUGCUUUUGUGGCCUGUGGAGUGAUUUACUGUAUUGACGAAUACAACAGCAAAACCACUACCAUCAACUUUGCCUAUGACACCAAGACAGGGAAACAGUGGAUUCCCAACAUAAAGUUCACAAACCAGUAUGGUUACAACUCUAUGGUGGACUACAACCCCACAGAAAGAGUGCUGUACGCUUGGGACAACAAACGUCUUGUUACCUACCCUCUCACCUUUGAGGAACAGUAGAUUGGUGCAAAAUUUAAAAAGAGAAUAAUCUAAGUGAUAUGUGAAACUUUUCGAUUGA
Molecule: messenger RNA, 1669 nt
Organism: Pocillopora verrucosa
Lineage: Eukaryota; Metazoa; Cnidaria; Anthozoa; Scleractinia; Pocilloporidae
Source: RefSeq, a predicted model, not a curated record